Messenger RNA from Rotaria sp. Silwood1, 552 nucleotides. The record is from the annotation of a GenBank genome assembly. NCBI's taxonomy places the organism in Eukaryota, Metazoa, Rotifera, Eurotatoria, Philodinida, Philodinidae.
AUGUAUGUUGAUUUUUUCUAUUAUCAGAAAAAGGAUUAUAUUAUAUUGACAAUUGCUGUGCAAGAUAUUGAUAAACCUGAUAUAAAUAUUGAACCAACGAAAUUUCAUUUCAAAGGUCAACAAAUAAAAGGAUCGAAUUAUGAUACAACACUUGAAUUUUUUGAUGAGAUUGAUCCAAAAGCAUCAAAAUAUCGUAAAACAAGUCAAAAUCAUUGGGAAUUUAUGCUUAAAAAGAAAGAUCCAAGCAAACCAUUUUGGAAACGAUUGAUUAAAUCGACAGAAAAAUGUUCAUGGAUAACUGUUGAUUGGAAUCAUUUUGCUGGUGAAGGCGAUGAUGAUGAUGAUGAAAAGGGUAGUACCGGUGGUCAAGAUUGGGGUAAUAUAGACGCAAUGCUUAAACAAAUGGGCGGAGAUGUAAGUGGUGCUGCUGCAACUGGUUCGAAUGAUGCUGAUGAUAAAGAGAUAGACAGUGAUGAUGAACCAAUGCCUGAUCUUGAAGAGGCACCAAAAACGAACGAUGAAAAGGAUAAGUCUGCAACAACAACCAAUUAA